Sinocyclocheilus anshuiensis is the source of this 1663-nucleotide messenger RNA. RefSeq names its product OX-2 membrane glycoprotein-like. The record is from RefSeq and is a predicted model, not a curated record. The coding region runs from base 178 to 1335 and encodes 385 amino acids. NCBI's taxonomy places the organism in Eukaryota, Metazoa, Chordata, Actinopteri, Cypriniformes, Cyprinidae. The transcript is spliced from 9 exons. Gene Ontology annotation, molecular function: cell-cell adhesion mediator activity.
UUGAAGAGUGUGUUGUGCAUGUUCAGCUGAGGGCUGAGGGCAUCUACACCACAUAGAGAUGGCAGCCCUUCAGUAAGAUGUUGGAAACAUCCCUAACUGACAGAAAUCAUUGUCUUCAUUUUCAUCCCACAAGACUGACCUGGACCGUUAAAUGCCCUCUCAAUAUAAAGGGCUAAGAUGUUUGUGGUCUCCUUGCCAAGAUGUCUACAGAUCUGUGUGUCUUUGGUAAUGGUGUCCAGACUACAAGGCAGGGUUUCAGCUCCAAUACGUCUGGAGGCCCUGGUUGAACUGCCCUUCACUCUGAGCUGUACGCUUGUCAAGGCCAGAGGAGAAUCGGUUCAUCAGAUACGCUGGUUGGAUGUGCAGAACCAGACGUUAAUCGCUUACCAGCCUGGUGAAAAAGACAGUGUGAGUGGACAACAGCAUGUGGAGCUAGCUCCUUCACCACGAGAUGCCAGUGCCAUCACCAUCAAACGGGUCAGCUACAGGGAUGAGGGCUGUUACACUUGCAUCUUUGAUGUUUAUCCCAAAGGCUCAAGAGAAGGACAAACCUGCCUUACUGUCAUAGCAAAGGUGAUCUCAGAGGGCAAUAAGACUGCAGUGGGUGGUAAACAAGCCUCUCUGGCCUGUCGGUACGGCCUACCGGAGAAAGUCAAGCAGGUGCUGUGGAAGAAGAUUGUUAAUAAAGCAGAAUCCCGUGAAGUUGCAUCUUUUGCAAAGCAGAGUGACCCUGUGAUUGAAGAAGAGUUUGUGGACCGUGCGAGCCUGAGCCCUUCCCUGUCUGACACGCAGCUCACGUUAUGGCCGGUCCGAGCUGAAGAUGAGGCCUGCUACACCUGUGAGUUCCACAUGUACCCGGACAUCACUAAGAGUGCCAUAAGUUGCCUCACUAUAUUUGUCCUGCCAAAACCUCAAGUAAGCUACAAGACCACAUCUCCAGGAGUAAUCGAGGCUAACUGUACUGCCGUGGCCCGGCCACAGGCUGAAAUAGUGUGGAAUGUGGAGGGGAAUAACCAGACCAUUGGUCCACCUGUGACCACUGCUAUCCAGCAGAGUGACGGGACGACUCUGGUCAUCAGCACCUUGACCAUCCAGGCUGGACUCCUGAAGGAUGUCUCUGUCAAAUGUCUCGUUCAUCAUAAAGGACUGGAGACUGCCAUUGCUGUUUCCAUGAACACUAAAAUUGGCACAGCGCUCGCUAUCUUGAUCUCUGUGACUACUGUAGCGUUCCUUCUAGUCCUCUGCCUCUGUUUCUGUUUGUGGAAGUGUGUCCUGCGUAAGGAUGAACCUGAAGAGCAUCAGGUACCGAGAAGACCGAGAGGGACAGACAGUUGAAUAGUGAAUCAUUUUGAUUGCGGCAGACGACAAGCUUCAGUUCUCUUUACAAUACGGAUAUGCUGAGACAUCGGUGAAGAUGAAAAUCUACUGUCAUCAUGUUCCCUGCUUUUCCAGCCAAAGAAUCCCAGUGACACGUCUCUACAUGAGGAAACGUGCUACAUUUUGAAGAAUUUCUAAAUCCAUCACUAAUAUGAAGGUUGCAGAAGGCAUUUUAUCUUGGUACAGAGGGGAGUUUAAACUUAGUAUUUGUCUGUUUUAAUACCCAUUUGAAGGUGUAAAAGGACAACAAAAACUUCUUAAAACUUCUUAACUUCUUGAAUUCUAU